AUGGCAGGAAGGCGGCUGAGGACCAAAGGUGCCGCCCUCCUUCAUCCGGGAGGAGAGACCCCGAGAGCGUGGGACCCCCGAGGCCCACAGGGGAGCCAUGGCGUCUCUGGGAGCGGCUGGGGCCUCCGGGAAAAACAAAAUGGCCUUCCCGCCUAUUUCGGAAAAGGGCGGGAAACCCCUUCUCCUGGGCCUGCCGCCUCCGUGGGCUCCUCCUGGGCCUGCCUGGCCAUGGGGGGGGGGGGGAAUCCAGCUGCCCCAAAAAAUGAGGGGGGAGAGAAACAGGAGGAGAAGGAAGGAGAAAUGAAGGAGAAGCUGGGAAGGGGAGCAGCCAUGAGGGAAACUCGGGGGGAAAACUCCCUCAGGAAACCGGGCGAAGGAGAGGAGGAGGCCCAGGGGAAUCUGAAAGGGGAUUGGCCAGCUGCCCAAUGGAGAGGCCUCUGAUUGGUCCAGCCCUGCUCUGGAGUGGGAAAUGGGGUCAGAUAGUUCUGGGAGCCCAGGAGAAACUGGUUUUCUGGCAGGAAACACGGGGAAAGGAUGGCAGGGGUCCCUCGUGCUCUGAACUGGGAAGAGUCCCAGAGGGAGGGCCCGCCCCCCUGAGCACCAUGCGCCCCCCUCCUGCCCCCCCCCCGGUCGCGUGUGCGUUUCCUUCCUCGCCUGGGACUCUUCCUCCUCCGUCUCUCUUCCUGGGGUGAGAAGCGGCUGCAGAAGCAGAAAAACCCGUAUUUUCGGGGGGGGGGAGGGGUCUCCCGGCUGGGAAGCCCCCCUCCCUCCCCCCCCCGCUGAGCUGGAGGGUGUUCCUUGGGGGGGUGUCUUGAGGGAGCCAUUUCUGAGCCCAAGGCACCUCCCGCCACUAGGCAGCCUUCGCCUCUUCUCCCUCCCAGCCUUUCCUUGGGAUCCAGGAGCCUCGAUGUUGGGGGAGGGGGAGAGCCCAGCUAACCCCCCCAUGGACCCGGCCCGUCUCCCUUGCAGUUAGUCUGGUUGGAUGUGGGCUCCUUGGGGCAGAGGGAGGGAAGGGGGGCAGCCCCUAGAGCGCAGGCGCAGAAGCAGGAAAACUGAAGGCAGGGAGAGGGAGGGGAGGACUCGGCUUGCCAAGGGUUAAAAGGAGCAGAGCGGGAUUCCUAGAGAGGACGGGAAGUGAAGGGGGAGGGGGCAAGGUCCUCCAGAGCAGAAGCCCCUCCCUCCCCCUCCCUUCCUGCUUUCUUCUCUCUCCUUUGCAAAAGCCCCUCCUGGACUUUGUAGCUGCUUUAAAGUGUGGAUCCAAGGGUAUGUGGCAGAAUAGAAAUGGGGAACCCCCGUCUCCCUUGCGGUUAGUCUGGAUAAGCUGUGGGCUCCUUGGGGCAGAGUCCUUGGCACAGAUGGAGGAGGGGGGGAGGAAGGGAAACCCCUAAGUGCAGGGGCAGAAGCGGAAAAGUGCAGGAAUGGAGAGGGAGGGGGUCCCUCGGCUUGCAAAGGGUUAAAAGGAGCAGAGCGGGAUUCCUAGAGAGGACGGGAAGUGGAGGGGGGGUGAAGGUCCUCCAUGGCUAAAUCCCCCCUCCCCCUCCCUCCCUCCCUGCCUUCUUCUUCUCUCGCCUUUGCAAAAGCCCCUCCUGGACUCGGGUGAGUCUCCUCUCUCCUCCCCCUGAGGGUGCAAUGGGGAGAAGGGGGUCCCAGGGGGGCAGGGAGGGGCCAUGGGGGUCCCUGCUCAGAUCAUGCCUGGGGGGGGAGACCCCCAAGUCGGGGAGCAGAGGGUCCUCCCUUGUCCUCUCUGCCAAGCCAGGGAGGGGCCACUUCGCAGGAAAUAUGCAGCUCUGCUCUUCCUUUUUAGGGAGGGGGUUUUGGGUCAAGGAAAUAAACCCCCUUCAGAUGGAGGGAAAAGUCACAUUUAAGAACAGAGGCUGCAGCCAGACGAGAACAUUCCCACGUGGGGGGAGCGCAGGGAGAAGAAAAGCCCGUCUGCAUCUGCAGCAGCACAACAGGACCACUUCCUCUGUCCCAGAUGCAACAAUAUUAUAUUAUACAACAUAAUAUUACUAAUAAUAAUAAUAAUAAUAAUAAUAAUAAUAAUAAUAAUAAUUUAUUUGUACCCCGCCCAUCUGGCCGGGUUUCCCCAGCCACUCUGGGCGGCUUCCACAAAAACGAAAAAUACACUAUUAUGUCAUACAUUUAAAACUUCCCUGAGCAGGGCUGCCUUAAGAUGUCUUCUGAAUGUCAGGUAGUUGUUUAUGUCUCUCCCCUGUCGCUCUCCACACCCACAGCUGGCGCUGUGACCUUCCAACAACUGGAUCUCACUCCCAAAGACACACUCUUCCAUGGUCUCCCAAGACAGAUGACUGCCAACCAGCCAACCAUUCCCUCCCCUCACAAUGCACAAUUCCCUCCCCUCCCCCUCCUGGUGCCCCUGGAAGUUGGCUUGAGGGCAUUGGGAGGGUCCAACGCACCAGAUGAAGGGAGAGGAGGUCCUUCCAUCUGGAAAAUGGGAAUGCUUGCAAAGAUUUACUUGAAGAUGAGUGCCAUAUAGAUAAAAAAACAUUAUUUUGUGGAAUUCCCCCAUUUACACAAAGAUUAAUACCCAUCAUUUAAAUACACAACAAAAUGGUUUCAGAAAAGAACAGAGCAAUGUUUAGAAAUGCUCCCUUUUUCUCUUAGGGUCCAGUGUGCUUUGAAGACGUAGCUGUUCCUUUCACAGAGGAGGACUGGGCUUUGCUGGAUCCUGACCAGAGAGCUCUGCAGAAGGAAGUCAAGGAGGAGAUUCCUGGGAUCGUGGCCCCUCUGGUAAGGCUCCCUGCUGGAUCAUAAGAUCAGUUUUGAAAUUCCAUACAGAUCUCUGAAGGACAAACCUCCUCUAUUUUGAGGGAGCCCCAUAGCGCCACCUGCAGCAUCUGAGAUGUUAACACACCCACAACUCUCCUGGAAUGGAAAACUCAAUAGGAGAUGUAUCUCCUGUUCUGUCUGGGAAUAUUCUUCCACCAGUGCUGCCUUUUCAAACCGUGAGGAGGCUGGUCUGAGCUGCCCAGGCCUUCUUCAAUGUAGGCUUCAGAGAUAUUAAGGACAUGGAGGUACAUCCUGUCUAAUUUUCUUUUUCCCUUUCUCCAUCUGUCUGUUUUUGGUUGAGCAAAGAAAUGACUGAGCUUGGAGAUGGAGCGGAUUCCACGACUGAGCCAAAUUAAAUCUAUCCCUGGAACGAGCCAGGCUUUUCGAAUCUCCAGUUCCCAUAAAUAAAUUAGGUAAUACCAGCCAAAAAAGGCAGUAACUCCCUUCCCAGAUCAGUGCUUGGAAUGUAGAAAGAGCUUCAUUCAGGUGGUGAAUCUAAUUUUCCAUGAAAUAUUUCCUGCAAGGGACUGUUUAGAAUGUGGAAAAAGCUUCACCUAGGAAACCAGUCUCAAUUUCCAUUAAAUAAAACACAGCAGGGAUAAUCAGAGAAUCUUAGGAAAUGGUAUAAGCCAUAUGGUAUAACUGGUAUUAGGAAACUUCAUGAGGAAUUAAGGGGAAAGAUAGCGUUGACCCGGAGUAGUUACAAAAUUUAUGGUCUCUCCACGAGUGCCAGGGACCCUCCUCCAAAGAGAGCUUUUUUUUGACGGAAUUAUUUCCUUUUUCCCAAUUUGGGCAAUUAAGGUUCUCGCUGCCACUGUGGCACAAAGAAAUAUUUCCUUUUUUUUUUUUUGUAUAUCUACAUCUAAUAUUCCCAAUAAAAAGGCUUCUGUCCUUUGGGGCAAAAUUUUGUUCAAAAGUUUUCUUUAGUUCUUCAUACACCGUAUCCCAGAAGCCCUUGAUUUUAUCACAUGGCCACCACAUAGGCAGAAGUGUCCCCUCUACUUGCCUCACAAGCCGUAAAAUUCCAACUCUCCUUCCAUAAUUUUUCCCAUGAUGUUAAUUGAAUAGGUUUCCCUAAAUCCAUAGCCAAUUUGAUCAUUACUGCCUUUACCUGUUCAUCCAUAUCCUUCCACUCCACUAAGAUUCCAUACAUUUUAGAAAUUUGUUUUGUUUUGUUUUGUAAUAAUUCUUUAUCCAAUACUGAAAUUGCAAAACCCUUUUUCUUGUCAGCUUUGAAGACCUCAUUUAUUUGGUGAUACUGGAUCCACCCUGUUAGGUGGUGUUUUAUUUCCUCCCGCAGUUUGGUCAGACUCAUGCUGGUAGCUUCAAGAACACUGUCCCACCAUCUCGUCCUCUGUCGUCCCCUUCUCCUUGUGCCCUCCAUCUUUCCCAACAUCAGGGUCUUUUCCAGGGAGUCUUCUCUUCUCAUGAGGUGGCCAAAGUAUUGGAGCCUCAGCUUCACUAUCUGUCCUUCCAGUGAGCACUCAGGGCUGAUUUCCUUCAGAAUGGAGAGGUUGGAUCUUCUUGCAGUCCAUGGGACUCUCAAGAGUCUCCUCCAGACCAGAAUUCAAAAGCAUAAAUUCUUCGGCGAUCAGCCUUCUUGAUGGUCCAGCUCUCACUUCCAUGCAUCACUACUGGGAAAACCAUAGCUUUAACUAUACAGACCUUUGUUGGCAAGGUGAUGUCUCUGCUUUUUAAGAUGCUGUCUAGGUUUGUCAUUGCUUGUCUCCCAAGAAGCAGGCGUCUUUUAAUUUUGUGACUGCUGUCACCAUCUGCUGUGAUCAUGGAGCCCAAGAAAGUAAAAUCUCUCACUGCCUCCAUUUCUUCCCCUUCUAUUUGCCAGGAGGUGAUGGGACCAGUGGCCAUGAUCUUCGUUUUUUUGAUGCUGAGCUUCAGACCAUAUUUUGCGCUCUCCUCUUUCACCCUCAAUAAAGGGUUCUUUAAUUCCUCCUCACUUUCUGCCAUCAAGGUUGUGUUAUCUGUGUAUCUGAGGUUGUUGAUAUUUCUUCCGGCAAUCUUAAUUCCGGCUAGGGAUUCAUCCAGCCCAGCUUUUCGCAUGAUGAAUUCUGCAUAUAAGUUAAAUAAGCAGGGAGACAAAAUACAGCCUUGUCGUACUCCUUUCCCAAUUUUGAACCAAUCACUUGUUCCAUAUCCAGUUCUAACUGUAGCUUCUUGUCCCAUAUAAAGAUUUCUCAGGAGACAGAUGAGAUGAUCAGGCACUCCCAUUUCUUGAAGAACUUGCCAUUGUUUGCUGUGGUCGACACAGUCAAAGGCUUUUGUAUAGUCAAUGAAGCAGAAGUAGAUGUCUUUCUGGAACUCUCUAGCUUUCUCCAUAAUCCAGCGCAUGUUUGCAAUUUGGUCUCUGGUUCCUCUGCCUCUUCUAAAUCCAGCUGGCACUUCUGGGAGUUCUCGGUCCACAUACUGCUUGAGCGUUCCUUGUAGAAUUUUAAGCAUAACCUUGCUAGCGUGUGAAAUGAGUGCAAUUGUGCGGUAGUUGGAGCAUUCUUUGGCACUGCCCUUCUUUGGGAUUGGGAUGAAGACUGAUCUUCUCCAAUCCUCUGGCCACUGCUGAGUUUUCCAAACUUGCUGGCAUAUUGAGUAUAGCACCUUAACAGCAUCAUCUUUUAAAAUUUUAAAUAGUUCAGCUGGAAUAUCAUCACUUCCACUGGCCUUGUUAUUAGCAGUGCUUUCUAAGGCCCAUUUGACUCCAGGAUGUCUGCCUCAAGGUCAGCAACCACACUACCUGGGGUGUACGAGACAUCCAUAUCUUUCUGGUAUAAUUCCUCUGUGUAUUCUUGCUACCUCUUCUUGAUGUCUUCUGCUUCUGUUAGGUCCUUACCACUUCUGUCCUUUAUUAUGGUAAUCUUUGUACAAAAUGUUCCUUUCAUAUCUCCAAUUUCAUUGAACAGAUCUCUGUUUUUCCCAUUCUAUUGUUUUCCUCUAUUUCUUUGCAUUGCUCGUUUAAGAAGGCCCUCUUGUCUCUCCUUGCUAUUCUUUGGAAAUCUGUAUUCUAUUUCUUGUAGGUCUGCCUUGGAUUCGUAUCAAGAUCAUUCUAUCAUUUUUCAGAUUGCAUCCCCGUACAGCUUUUGCCACUCUUUUCUUGACUACGAGGGCCACUCCAUUUCUUUUACGGGAUUCUUGCCCACAGUAGUAGUUAUGAUGGUCAUCUGAACUGAAUUCGCCCAUCCCUGUCCAUUUUAGUUCACUGAUGCCCAGGAUGUCAAUAUUUAUUCUUGCCAUCUCAUUUUGACCACAUCCAGCUUACCUUUCGGCUUUGGCCCAGCUGCUUCAUCAGCUCCGAAUCUACUUGUCCUUGUCCUCCGCUCUUCCUCAGUAGCAUGUUGGACGCCUUCCGACCUGAGGGGCUCAUCUUCCAGCGUCAUAACUUUUAUAUGCCUGUUGCCUUUGUCCAUGGAGUUUUCUUGGCAGGGAUACUGGAGUGGCUUGCCGGUUCCUCCUCCAGGUGGAUCACGUUUGGUCUAAACUCUCCACUAUAUCCUGUCCAUCUUGGGUGGCCCUGCACAGCUUAGCUCAUAGCGUCUCUGAGUUAUUCAAGCCCCUUCGUCACAACAAGGCAGUGAAAGUGGCCCAAUUCAAUUCCAUAUUUUUCUUUCCCGCAGUUAUUGCUUCCUGAGGUGAAAUCCACCAGGGGGUUUUAGGUUCUAAGACCACUUUAUGUUUUUCCUAUACUCUACAUAUCAAUUUUCUUAUUAUAUGAUUCAAAAUUGAUUUCUUUCCAUGUUUUAAUAUAAUUGUCUUUAAAUAGAUUGGUGUUUUCAUUUGUCAGCCAGAUUCCCAAAUACUUAGUUUUAUUUACUGUUUCCAAUCCUGAUAUUUUCUUUAGUUCUUCUUUUUCCUGUGUUGACAUAUUUUUUGCUAGCAUACUAGUCUUAUUUUUAUUUAAUUUAAAUCCUGCCACUUCCAAAUUCAAGGAUUUUCCCUCUUAUUUCUGGUAUGCUUUCCUCCAGAUUUUCAGAAGUUAGAAUUAAAUUGUCUGCAAAGGCCUUCAUCUUGUGCGACUUCUUCCCCAUUGUUAGACCUUUUAUGCCUUGGUCACUCCUUGUUGUCAUUGCUAAGAAUUCUAGUACCGUAAUAAAAAGUAGAGGCGAAAGGGGGCAGCCUUGCCUGGUCCCCUUACUUACUUUACUUCUCUUAUUUCACGAUUUAGUAUCAAUUUGGCUCUCUGAUUUCAAUAUAUUGCCUCAAUACCCCUAAUAAUAUUUUCUCCAAGUCCUGUUUUUUCUGUAUUUUUUUUCAUGAAUGUAAUGGUUCUAGGGGUUGCUCGUGCGUAAGCCGGUGCUUAUCUCCCCGGCUGGGUGCAAACACCUGGCUGGGUUGCCUAAGUGAACCUUUUCUGUCCGGACAGCCACUUACCCAUGGCUGACUCAAUCGCUGGCAGAAUCCGUCAGUGGGCGUUUCUUAAACUUCUUCCAGCAAAGAAGCUCUUUGACGCCUAGUCACCUCCUACUCUCUCUGCGCGGAAGCCUUCUGCGCAAGGAGGGCGUGGGCAACGGAGGACCCCUACUCUCCCCGCUGGUCCCAGGCAAGGAGUCAUGGGACCGCCUCGCCGCUUCCCCCAUCUGCCCCCCAUCUCCACUGGUGCUACGCUGAUUCUCUUCCCCAGAAGAUGGGCUGCUUCUCCCGAUCCCUGGACGCUCUCUGGAAUCCCUCUGGCUUUUGCUCUCUCCCUCCAGCACUGAUGGCAGUUUUCUGACAAUGAAGCUCCAAGAGAUGUUGUCGAAGACCUUCUCCAUGUCUAUCAGCAUCAAAAUGGCUUUUUAUCUGAUCUUGCUUCUAAAUAUUCUAAAAUAUCAAUUAUGUUUCUCAUUUUAUUGUGCAUGUGUCUGCCUGGUAAGAAGCCAGCCUGAUCUCUGUGUAUUAUUUCAUUCAAUAUAUUUUAUACUCAUUAUUGAACAAUGAUAUAGGUCUAUAAUUUUUGAUGAGUGUUGGAUCUGCUCCUUGUUUGGGUAUCAGUGUGAUAAAUGCUUCUUCCCAUGAUUUUGGUAUUCUUCCUUCCUUUAAAAUUUGGUCCAGUACUGUUUCAUUGGUUCUGAUAAUAUAUCUUCUAACUUCUUAUAAAAUGCCGCCAGUAAUCCAUCCGUACCUGGGGACUUUCCUAUCUUUGCUUUUGAGAUUGCUGCACCUCCAUCAUCGCUGUGGGUACAUUUAGUUGUUCUAUUUUCCAAUCUGCUAUUGGUGGGAUUCCAUUUUGUGCUAUGUAUCUUUCCAUUUCCUCUUGGUCUUCUUCUUUUGCACGGUAAAACUUCCUAUAGUAAUUUAAUUUUUCUUUGCAUAUUUCUUUAGGAUCUUCAAUUAUUUUUCAUUUCUCUAUUACUCUCUCUUCUUAUUUUUUCUUUAAUUGCCAUGCAAGUAGCCUACCUGAUUUUUUGGAACCACUGGAGAGGUAUAGAAAUGGGGCUUCUGUUGGGAAGGGGCUGCCCCAUUUGUGCUUCUCCAGGGGCAGGAGAAUCACUGCAGGGCCUCUGAGGCUGCCUUUCCUUCUUCCUCUCUCCCAGGACCCUCCAGCUCGUUCUGGCUCCUUGUCUCCUCAGGAAAGAUAAAAGGGACGGAUUCUGCAAACCUAGUGAGAAUGGAAGGGGGAAGAAGAUGGACGGAUGACCUGGUCAGGUUGUCUCCUGCGUCCCUCCUCUCAACCUCUGAGUGUUCCCUCCCAAGGACCUCCGAGAGAUCUGGUGAGUCCCAGGGGAGGGGAGAUGGGGACCUGGAUGGAAGGAGCCAGAGAGGAAUUGGGGUGGGGGGGGAGGCAGGCGGAUGGAGAUGGAGAAGGGGAGCACCUUUUUGGGCUCCCCCACCUGCCUGCCUGCCUGCCUGCCUGCCUGCGCCUUUGUCAUCUGCAGGCAAUUUGAGCCAGGAAUAGAUCACAGCUCCCCACCCAACGCGAUGAAUUGGCAGCUCUAAAUGUCUAAACCAGUUCUGUGAUCUGAAUGCCCUGCCAAUGUCAGAAAACUCACUGAUCCUGCUUUGCAGUUUGAAUGCAGAUGGGGCCUCUGUGUGCUGUCUUUUUCUUUUUGGAUUAACUUCUUAUUUGCUUUUAAAAACAAGGAUCAUAGGACUAAUAAAUGAUACAAAUAUGAAGACUAAGUCUUCGCAUGCCAUUUGCAUCUCAAAAAUAGCAGAAUAAAUUUGCAGGAAUAUCUAGUAACAUAUGGUUCAUCAUUAGUGGUCGGUGUAUGAGUUCUGGGUUCAUGAAUUGGUUUGAACUGAGUUAUAGUCACGUUUCCUCUUCUGUUGCUAAUGAAAAAAUACAGAGUUGGUCUCCUCAUGGACAUGGGAGGGGAGUUCAAAGUGAAGAAAGUGAUUUACGUAUAAAUUUAAAUUUAGACCGACUAGAUUGAGGCAGCAGCUGAUGGGGAGUGUUCAGGUGAAGAUGUUGCUGUUUGUUUCACAGACGAGACGUGGACGUUCCAUACAUACCUGUAUGUGAUGAACUUCAACUCUUUGGUUGGAGACCAACAGCAUCUGGGAUUCUAAUAUCCCCCACCGUGAACCCAGAAUGGAGGGAUAUCAGCUGUUUCCUCUGUGAAUGUUCUGCGUCUAGUCAUGCCUUUUAAAACAGUGAACAGGCUUCUCUGAACCACCCAGGCCUUCUUAAAUGCCGGCUUCAGAGUUUUUAGGGAAGUUGAUGUAAAUUCUGUCAGGCGUGUUGUUUUUGCUUCUGUUUGCAUUUGAUUGACCAAAGAGAUGACUGACCUUGGAGAUGGAGUGGAUUCCAGGAUUGAGCAAGAACAAAAUCCAUUCCAGAUAAAAGCCAAGCAAUAUGUCAGUAAAUACCGCCAACAAAGGCAGUGAAAACUAUAGAGAGGCCCCACAUCUAACUAUUUUUAGUUCUUCCUCUAUCACAAGCAUUAAUUAACUUGGUUCAAUGAUCUGGAGCUCCAUUUUUCUGAGGCUCUAAUUCGCUUCUCUCUUCAUUGCAGAUGGAGAUGAACUGGAAGGGAAGAACAAGGGGGAGCACAACAGAAUCCACAUAGCGGAGAAGUCAAAUAAACAUUCAGAGUGUGGAGAGAACAUCGGUCAGAGCUCCCAGGACACCUCCCGUCAAAGAAAGAGCUUCGUUCAGAGGGAUAGCCUCACUGCACACAAAAGAGGACAGAGCAGGGAGAAACCCUAUCAGUGCUUGCAAUGUGGGAAGAGCUUCAGUCAAAGGACCCAUCUCACUUUCCAUCAAAUAAUUCAUACCGGGGAGAAACCCUAUCAGUGCUUGGAAUGUGGGAAGAGCUUCAGUCAGAGGGGCAAUCUCACUUCCCAUCGCAGAAUUCAUACAGGGGAGAAACCCUAUCAGUGCAUGGAAUGUGGGAAGAGCUUUAAUCAAAGCGCACAUCUCACUUCCCAUCAAAGAAUUCAUACCGGGGAGAAACCCUAUCAGUGCUUGGAAUGCGGAAAGAGCUUCAGUCACAGUCUCACUUCCCAUCGCAGAAUUCAUACAGGGGAGAAACCCUAUCAGUGCAUGGAAUGUGGGAAGAGCUUUAAUCAAAGCGCACAUCUCACUUCCCAUCAAAGAAUUCAUACCGGGGAGAAACCCUAUCAGUGCUUCGAAUGCAGGAAGAGCUUCAGGGUGGGGGCCAAGCUCACUUUGCAUCAAAGAACUCAUAAAGGGGAGAAACCCUAUCAGUGUUUGGAAUGUGGAAAGAGCUUCAGUCAAAGGACCCAUCUCACUUCCCAUCAAAGAAUUCAUACAGGGGAGAAACCCUAUCAGUGCUUGGAAUGUGGAAAGAGCUUCACUGAUAGCUCCAGUCUCACUUCCCAUCGCAGAAUUCAUACAGGAGAAAAACCCUAUCAGUGCUUGGAAUGUGGAAAGAGCUUCAGUCAAAGCACCCAUCUCACUUGCCAUCAAAGAAUUCAUACAGUGUCUGGAAUGUGGAAAGAUCUUUCGUCAGAGUGGUGA
Messenger RNA from Podarcis lilfordi (Lilford's wall lizard), 10696 nucleotides. Lineage: Eukaryota; Metazoa; Chordata; Lepidosauria; Squamata; Lacertidae. The record is from the annotation of a GenBank genome assembly.